This is a messenger RNA of Aedes aegypti (yellow fever mosquito), 3457 nucleotides long. RefSeq lists its product as uncharacterized. The transcript has 10 exons. The record is from RefSeq and is a predicted model, not a curated record. Gene Ontology annotation, cellular component: membrane. NCBI's taxonomy places the organism in Eukaryota, Metazoa, Arthropoda, Insecta, Diptera, Culicidae. The coding region runs from base 185 to 3226 and encodes 1013 amino acids. Gene Ontology annotation, molecular function: calcium ion binding.
AUCGUUGGCGAAGCGGCGAGAGCGACUAUUUAGUAUCCACCAGUCAGUUCAGUGAGAUUUCCCAUCGCGUUCGGAAACACAGAUUUGGGCGCAAGUCGAACGGGAAAACGGAGCACUAGCAUAGCGGAGGGCGACUCGGCUGCGGAGGCGGAGUUUGAAGCAGGCCCAGCGGAAGCUCCGGAAGAUGGAGGACAGCAAACCACUAUUCGAGAGCAAGCACUGUAUCUCGCUAAAAUGUGUUCUAUUUCUAUUUUAUGGAGGUUUGGGAUGCAUCUAUCCCUUCCUCCAGUCCAACAUGGCCCACAAGGGCUUUGAUUUCAACGAGAUCUACUCGAUAUCGGUAAUCAUUCCGAUUACGGCCCUGUUUGGUCCGCUGCUGUUUGCCGUGUUGGUGGACAAAUGGGCCACGUCCAGUGCGUUUGCCUAUGGGAAGCGGGUUCGCAUCCUGACGGCGGUUAGUCUGAUCGCAUCGAUCGUACUUUACGUGCUGCUGAUGUUUGGAGUUAGCAGAAACCCCCCUCCAGGUGUGUGUUCACCACGGGUGAACUUUAUGUGCAACAAAAAGGGAGCCUACCUGAUGCAGGAGAAAUGUACGGCCGAAGGAGUAUGCCACGAUUGGGAUCAUAAUAAGGUUGGUUUACUGAACUUGGAAAACUGUGCCUACAAAUGCCAGCAGGAUGUCCAAUACGAGAGCACCUGCUACCAACGGUUGGAGCUUGAUAGACGUUUGGCUAUAGUUCAGGACCAGGAUAGCGAUGGUGACGAUAUCGAUAGCGAUGUAAUGGAAGAAUCGGAAACGAUCCGAGCAGAUGAGGGAAGCGGUGAAGGUGGUACGCCAAACAGUAAUGAUCUCGAUGGGGACGGUAUUCCAAAUGAUCAGGAUCCGGAUGACGAUAACGAUGGUAUUCCGGACUCCCAGGAUAAUGACGAUGACAACGAUGGAAUACCGGAUGCCGAAGAUAUGGACGAUGACAACGAUGGAGUUCCGGACAGCGUAGAUCCGGACUCGAAAAUGUUGGCAAACGAUCUGGAUGGAGACGGAAUUCCAAAUGAUCAAGACGACGACGACGAUAAUGACGGCAUUCCGGACGCUCAAGAUGAUGACGAUGACAAUGAUGGAAUCGUUGAUGCCGAGGAUGAAGAUGAUGACAAUGACGGAGUUGUGGACAGUGAGGAUACUGACACAAAAUCCCGAGGCAAUGAUCUUGAUGGCGACGGUAUCCCCAACGAUAAGGAUGACGACGAUGAUAACGAUGGGAUCCCGGAUAGUGAAGAUCCUGAUGAUGAUAAUGAUGGAGUUCCAGAUGUUCAAGACACUGACGAUGACAACGACGGUAUUCCAGAUUUCAAGGAUAAGGAUUCGACAGUGAAGAUCAACGAUCUGGAUGGUGAUGGUAUUCCUAAUGAAGAGGACGAUGAUGAUGACGGCGAUGGAAUUCCAGAUGCGGAAGAUGAUGAUGAUGAUAAUGAUGGAAUCAAGGACGACGAGGAUAUCGAUGAUGAUAAUGACGGCAUUCCGGAUGAUAAGGAAGGCCAGCCAAUAAGCAACGACCUUGAUGGAGAUGGUAUUCCCAAUGACGAAGACGAUGAUGACGAUAAUGAUGGUGUUCCAGAUUCAGAGGAUCAGGAUGACGAUAAUGACGGUAUUCCGGACGCAGAAGAUGUUGACGAUGAUAAUGAUGGCAUUCCGGAUAUUAUGGAUGCUAACUCACGCAAUGCCAAUGAUCUGGAUGGUGAUGGCAUUCCAAACGACCAGGAUGACGAUGAUGACAAUGAUGGCAUUAAAGAUGCUGAUGAUCAUGAUGAUGAUAACGACGGGAUUCCGGAUGCUGUGGAUAAUGAUGACGACAAUGAUGGAAUUCUGGAUGAGAAUGAAGAUCAAUCUAGGUUCGCCGCACCUCAAAUUUGCCAUGAUCCAGCGGUUAUCAAUUCCGAUGAAGACGAAACAGAUGAUGAUGAACAGUGUUACACAUUUAGCGGAAAGGCGAUCGAAGUCAAGGCCUCUGUUGACGAACAUAAUGAACGGGAUGAUGUUGAGGAGUGCGUGUAUCCUUUAGAUGGAUUCAAAUGCCAUAUUGACAAAGCCUGGAUUAAGACUCAAGAACAUGGAUGUAAACCUGUCAUUGAAUGUGCUCUCAGCGAUCCCUAUUCUUACAAUUCUAGCCUUCUUUACGGAACUGAAUGUGAUGGCGAUGAAGACAACGACGGUGACGAUGACCGUGGCGAUUCAACCUACUACUACUAUCUAUCAGUCCGCUCUCUGCUGGACUUCUUCCUGUUGGCAGCUCUUACUUUGUUCAAUACCAUUAUCAUCAUCACGACCCGUGACGCGUCCACGGGAAUCGCUGACUUCGGUCGCCAGCUGGUUUGGGGAGCCAUCGGUUGGAUCAUUUUCUUCAAUGACGACUACGAGCAGCCCUACUUCUGGUUCAUCAUUCUGAACACGAUUGCUGCAGUGAUUCUGCUCAGUCCACUACAGAUGGAUCUCUCUCCUCCCGAAGAAUGGUGGAAGUUCAAGACGGUUCCGCAGAAAUUCUUCUCCACUCCGUCGUUCGUCAAGUAUGCUAAACAGUGCUGGUUACCUUUCCUCAUUACUCUCGGUCUCGGCUCACUGUGGAGCAUAAUCGACUCGAUCGACAAAUCCCACAUGGUGGACAUCCCAAAGGACGCCUCUGCCGAAGAACCUGUCUUCAGAACCGUUUUCAGAACACUUCUACUGGCCGGUGAUCUUCUCGCCAUUCCGGCACUAAUCUUCUCUCAGCGAAUCAUCCAGGUUUUCGGCACCUGCAAGAUCCUUGUGGCAGCUUUCCUCGCUUUGGUCGUACGUUUCAUUUUACUGGCCAUUUUCGACUGGGAGUAUUGGGACAUCAUUGAAGAUUCUCUGCUGCCGGCAACUCUCGGCUUGACUUGGGUGACCAUUGUUCUGCACUUCCGCGAUCUACUCCCACGAAAGGUGACCGCCAUCGCCCAAUCACUUCCGGUGAUCGCGCACUUUGGAUUUGGUCGCUUCUUCGGUGCCUUGAUCGGUAUCGAAUACGAUUACGACAACCUGGAAAAUGACUACGAAAUUUUGGCUGGAGUUCUGUUUGCCAUUACGAUCAUCAGCAUUGUAUUGUAUCGCUAUCGAGAAAUCGUGCUGAGCUAUGUCGGACAGUACAUACCGGCGUUGAAGCCCUGCGAAAAGGAGAAGGUCGUAAAGGUUGGAAAAGGAGAAACCGAUGUUUGAUGAUCACAAUCGGUUUUGCACGGAGUGAAGUUUUGGAGUCCUGUAGAAACUGUCGGAUUGUCUAUAAAGCAGCGCUUAGAAGAAAGAAGAAGUUGGGACAAUAGUUUAAGCAAAGUGGUUGUGUUUGAGAGUUAGAUUUUAUUUGUAACAUUUUGUUAAUUUAUACACAAGACAUGUUUAGUAAAAUAAAGACUCUGUUGAUUGGCGUUAAAUAAAGAACAGGAUUUUUAA